Scylla paramamosain (green mud crab) is the source of this 3281-nucleotide messenger RNA. RefSeq lists its product as uncharacterized. The transcript is spliced from 8 exons. The record is from RefSeq and is a predicted model, not a curated record. NCBI's taxonomy places the organism in Eukaryota, Metazoa, Arthropoda, Malacostraca, Decapoda, Portunidae. The coding region runs from base 404 to 1690 and encodes 428 amino acids.
UCAAUCGGGUGAUGGUUCGGGUGCCACCGUGAGAGAGAGAGAGAGAGAGAGAGAGAGAGAGAGAGAGAGAGAGAGAGAGAGAGAGAGAGAGAGACUGCUAAUAUGAUAUCAUAAAAUCUCCAGUGAUGUUGGGAACUAUCAGUGCAAUAAUGUAACCACUGCAGUGCCGUUACAACAACGUGUGCUAUCAUAUCCAUGGGAAAGAAAGGAUAUGGUGGUGGACGCAGAGCUACAACGAAAAACUGUGUGACCUAAGAAAAGAAGUUAUAAACAGUAGUGGAAUGACGGGAAGAGAAGUUCCACCUCCACAGCAGAGUGAAGUUACGCUGACGACACAAAACAAACAACACAGAAAAUAAAUACCAGAUAUCCAGUGGCCACCACCGCCGCUGCCGCCACGACCAUGCACCUCUACUACCACCACCUGAUCACCUGGUUCCUGGUUCUCUUCGUUUUGCUGCAAAGGAUACAAGGCGAUCAGCGUCUGGCAAAAGACUGCUUUGAGUACAGCCUUCAUUCCAAUGGCAUAACAAAUGCGACUCCCAAUGUGACCCUAGGAGAUGCCCUGGAGGUGUCUCUGCAGGUGGCAAUUAACGGGGAGCUUCCACUCACACAAAUCGUCCUGUAUGGAGCAAAUCCCUCCACCUACUUAGCAGUCAACCAAGAAAAAGUGACGUUGACAUAUGCCAACGAGCACAAAGACCUCACACUGGCCAGUCCCCAACCUCCCCUCUCCUGGAUUAAUCUCGUGAUGGAUCCCACUGGCGCGGACACCCUGCUUGUUUACACCCCUAGAGACAGACUGAAUGUCAUCACCGCUAAAGUCACCCUCGGCCCCUUCGUCUACGUGUCCUCCAACAAAAAAGUUAACGUGGCAUUCAAUUGUUUAUCUGGUUGCAUUAUCCGCAACUCUUCAUUGGGUCUGUUGGGAAGAAACGUGAAACUGCAGCCACCUUUCACAAUGUACCUGAACCCAAAUAAACGGCCGCUUCCCGCCUUUAAUAGGUUAUCUAUCACGCCUGUGCUUACCCUAACCCCAAACACUGGUGCCAAUGUGACAGUGAAUGCCAGCGAGUGGACGGCGGGCAUGUGGCACAGAGUUGAGAUCCUGAAAGCCAAGAACCAGCAGGAAGGGACAAUAGAUCAGCCCCGGAAUGGAACGGACAACGUGAAGGAAGUGCAGAUCCGGGUACGCAACGCUGAUUACAUGAUCACUCGAGUCAGAGGAUUCAGUUGGACCCUCCACUGCGCCCCUAAAGAGAUCAUCCACAACUCUCCGUCUACAGACAUCCCAGAUCCUGAAACCAACACGGACAGAGACGAGGACUUAACAACCCCUUCAGAAAGCGGAGAAGGAACAGGAGCAUCGGAAGGAGGGAGAGAGGGCGACAAGUCAAAAGAGAAGAGUGGAGGUGCAGGAGCUGGGAUGGUGACGGCUUGGGUAAUGGCGGGCCUGGCGCUCUUCUUAGUAUUGGUGCUUACCCUCGCCCUCUGCACCAAGACGUCCAAUCCCUCGAACUCCAACCAAUUCCAUGACUCCCAGCCUUCCGUGGGUAUCGUCUACUGCAAGGGCGCAAACAGAGAGCCGGAAGAGGACAGCGAGCCGGAGUCCCCCAAUGAGCUGAAGGUUCCCUCCUACCGUAACACCCACAAACAGUUUAGCAAGAUCUUCAAAGAAGUGGAGGACUGAGGCACAAAACGGCUGAGGGGUGCCUGUGAAUUACCUGGUCUUUUUUAUGUAAGAGAGACACUGGCCAAGACCAACAAAAAAGGCGAAAAAAAAAAAAGGCCCACUGAAAAUGCUAAUCCCAAAAGAAGGGUCAAAAGUAUCAUCCAAAACUGGAGGAUAGGUGUAUUGAAACCUCCCUCUUGAAAGAACUGAAUCCAUAGGAAGGAGGAAAUACAGAAGCAGACACGGAGAUCCAGAGCCUGUUAUACACACACACACACACACACACACACACACACACACACACACACACACACACACACACACUUUUAUUGACAGGAGUACCAAAGUGAUCUAUCAGCAAAAUACCUACAUAAUGUAAAGUAAUACUACAGAAUACAAAUCAAAUAAUACGUAAUGCAUGAUAAAAUACAUGACAAAAAAUGGAUAAAUACAACAUCGUGCAUAUUUAUCCUCUGUCCAAACAAAAUAACGAGCCUUCUAAUAGAGAGUAAUUUAUAUAAAUGGUCUUAGUAAAAAUAAAGCUGAGGAUUACGAUGUUGAGGCUGACAAUGAUGAUGAUGAUGAUACUAAUGAGGACAGUGAUCGUAUGUGAUUAUUACUGCGCUCAUGGUAAUGUGAUAUAAGUGCAGUAUAGUGAGUGAUGAAUGAUGUGGCUGUGGUGUGAUGGACAAUAUACUGAAUAGCAAAAGGAAUGUGACGAUGAUUUCUGGUGUAAAGGUGAAGAUAUGAUAAAGAUGAUGACGAUGACUAUAAUGAUUGUGAGAAUGACUGUGAUGGUGGUAAAUGAUAAUUGUGAUUAUUAUUAUUAUUAUUAUUAUUAUUAUUAUUAUUAUGAUGAUGAUGAUGAUACAUUAGUGAGCAGCACGACAGAGAUGAUGACAACGAUGAUGAUGAUGAUGAUGAUGAUGAUGAUGAUGAUGAUGAUGAUGAUGAUGACGAUAAUAAUGAUAAUGAAGAUGAUGAUGAUGAUGACAAUAAUGGUGAUGAUGAUGAUGAUGAUGAUGAUGAGGAUGAUGAGGAUGAUGAUGAUGAUGAUGAUCAUGACGAUGAUGAUGAUUAUGAUGAUAGUAAUAAUAAUAAUAAUAAUAAUGAUAAUAAUAAUAAUAAUAAUAAUAAUAAUAAUAAUAAUAAUAAUAAUGAUGAUGAUGAUGAUGAUGAUGAUGAUGAUGAUGAUGAUGAUGAUGAUGAUGAUGAUGAUGAUGAUGAAGAUGAUGAUGAAGUACUUAUAAUUAAGAAAUGAAAAUAAUGACUGUGAAAGUAAUGAUAAUUAAGAUGAUACUGGUAAUGAUAUAUAAUAUUGCUUAUAAUGAUUAUGAUAAUGCUCAUGAUGAUUAUCAAUAUAGUGAUGAAGAUAAUGAUGAUGAUUGAUAAUGAUGAUGAUGAUGAUGAUGAUGAUGAUGAUGAUGAUGAUGAUGAUGAUGAUCCUCAGACUUAUCGAAAAUGCCAAAGACAAUAAGUAACAUUAAUAUUACUAUCACCUGUGCGUGCGUGUGUACGUGUACGUGCACUUGUGUGUGUGUGUGUGUGUGUGUGUGUGUGUGUGUGUGUGUGUGUGUGUGUGUGUGUGUGUGUGUGUGUGUGUGUGUGU